AUGGCUGAAAAAUAUCCUUUACCAACAGCAAAUCUUGUUUGGGGAGAAAUGCGUAAUGAUCAGCAUCAUGAUAUUUGUGCUGAUACACUUGGCAGUGGUUUUGGCGGAACUAUUGGCGCAUCGGGAUGUCAUGGUCAAGGUGGAAAUCAACUAUUUCGUUUAAAUGUCGAAGGUGAAUGGUCAUCGGAUGAACAUUGUUUUGUAUCUCAUGGUGAUUCUGUUGGGACACAACACUGUGUACAAAUGGGUAGAUGGAUUCCAAAAGGUGAAUGGAAAUAUGAAAAUCAAACACGGCAAAUGCGUUCAAUGAAAGUUAGUAAAUGUUUAGUAACGGAUGGCAAACGUUUAAGUUUGGAAUCUUGUCAAAAUAAUAAUCAAGCACAACAAUGGAAAUGGAAAGAAAUUUAUGUUGUAUGA
Messenger RNA from Rotaria socialis, 417 nucleotides. The record is from the annotation of a GenBank genome assembly. NCBI's taxonomy places the organism in Eukaryota, Metazoa, Rotifera, Eurotatoria, Philodinida, Philodinidae.